Molecule: messenger RNA, 875 nt
Organism: Zychaea mexicana
Lineage: Eukaryota; Fungi; Mucoromycota; Mucoromycetes; Mucorales; Lichtheimiaceae
Exons: 3
Coding region: 224-769 (181 amino acids)
Source: RefSeq, a predicted model, not a curated record
CAGCAAGUGAUGGUAUUGCAUGUGUACAUGUACUUUUGUAUUCUGCUCACCAUCUUCUUUUAUUGAGAGAACUUUUUUUUUUUUCAAAAGUAAAGAAGGUCGCUAUGGUUGAGCGUGUGAGGCACACUGUUUCAUGCAGAAAAAUUCCGGAUUAUUGGGUUGGGGGUGGGGGGGGAUUCAGCCCUGUUAACUCUAUUGUUGUGUUUCUGUAAUUUAAACACACAUGUUGCACCGUACGAUCCGAAGACUCAUCACGGUAUCCAGGGCCGAGGCUGCCCAGGGCACGCGUAAACGGCCCAUGCCUGUGUUGUUUGUAGGCACUGACACUACACCGGCCUUAACACAACGAUGGCAAACGCUACUAUCAGAAUCAGGAUUUGAUUCCGCUACUGCACAACUCGGAAUUAGCAACAACAAAGAUCCCCGAGAUGGCAAUGCGUUGCUACAAUCGUGGUAUACAGAUUUGGAUGCCAAAGUACGUGACUUGGCCAUGUUUCCACCCGUGCUUAUCGGCCACGGCGAAGCUGCUUGGCGUCUGUGUCAAAAGUACGUUGCUAACCAGCCCCUUUCCGGAUUAAUCCUGAUCGAUGGCCCGAGUGCCGUGGAUCCCAAAACGCUCCCGUCGUUUGAAUUCGAGCCUUAUUUUCCCAUCCUGGCCGUAUCGCGAGCGCCCAGCUUCCUCAUUGAAAGCGAGGUGGAUAUCAUCAAAAAGGACGGCGACGACGAUGAAAUGGACCAAGUGCUUGAAUGGAUUCAAGAGUGUUUUUAAAUAAAUUAGAGCCCUGAUUGCCUUGCAUAGCACACACACACACAGACACAGCAAGCCUAAAAGCGGGAUUUACUGUCUUUGCCCCAAACUUACGCGUGCUCUUACC